This is a messenger RNA of Dromiciops gliroides (monito del monte), 1326 nucleotides long. RefSeq names its product inorganic pyrophosphatase 2 (gene PPA2). The record is from RefSeq and is a predicted model, not a curated record. Gene Ontology annotation, cellular component: cytoplasm. The coding region runs from base 156 to 1208 and encodes 350 amino acids. The transcript is spliced from 12 exons. Gene Ontology annotation, biological process: phosphate-containing compound metabolic process. NCBI's taxonomy places the organism in Eukaryota, Metazoa, Chordata, Mammalia, Microbiotheria, Microbiotheriidae. Gene Ontology annotation, molecular function: inorganic diphosphate phosphatase activity; magnesium ion binding.
AACAAAAGCAAAGCUCCCAGGACCUGGUUACGCCCCUCUGCGGCUCAGGCUGGUUGGCGGGGGCGUGGUCGGGGAGGGGCUGCGGCCCGGGCCAAGGAGUGAGGGAGAGAGGAAGAGGAGGAGGAAGGAGAGGAGGAGGAGGCUUUUCGCAGGCCAUGCGCGCACUGCGGCUACUGCGACUGCUGAGGCCUACGCCGGCACCGAGGCCGGGCCUGCCGCUGCGAGGUGCCGGAGCCGCGGCCUGGGCCGGACGUUCGUGGCAGUUAUCGCCGCUGCACCGAGCCAUGAGCCAGUACAGCACGGAGGAGCAGGGCCGUCCGUGCUCGGCCCAGUACCGCCUCUACUUCAAAAAUGUAGCUGGUCACUACAUCUCUCCCUUUCAUGACAUUCCUCUGAAGGCUGAAUCUAAAGAGGAAAAUGGCAUUCCUGCAAAGAAAGCUCGGACCAAGGAGCAUGAGGCAGUAUUUAACAUGGUCGUAGAAGUACCUCGCUGGACAAAUGCCAAAAUGGAGAUUGCCACCAAGGAGCCAUUGAAUCCCAUUAAACAAGAUAUAAAGAAAGGCAAGCUACGUUAUGUGGCAAAUAUCUUCCCUCACAAGGGUUAUAUAUGGAAUUAUGGUGCCCUCCCUCAGACUUGGGAAGAUCCUCUUCACAAAGACACCACCACCAACUGCUGCGGUGAUAAUGAUCCCAUUGAUGUUUGCGAAAUAGGCUCAAAGGUUCGUGCUCGUGGUGAGAUUAUCCAGGUGAAGAUUCUCGGAGUUCUGGCCCUUAUCGAUGAGGGCGAGACAGAUUGGAAGUUAAUCGCCAUUAGUGUGGAUGACCCAGAAGCCUCCAAGUUCCAUAAUAUUGAUGAUGUGCGGAAGUAUAAACCUAAUUACCUGGAAGCAACACUUGAUUGGUUCCGAUUAUACAAAGUGCCUGAUGGAAAACCAGAAAAUAAAUUUGCUUUUAAUGGAGAGUUUAAAGACAAGGAUUUUGCUCUUCAAGUUAUUGAAUCUACCCACAAAUAUUGGAAAGCCUUGCUUCAUAAAAAGGCUGAUGGAAGAGAUAUAAAUUGUGUUAAUGUGCAGGUAUGUGACAGCCCUUUCUGCUGCAGUGAAGAGGAAGCCAGAUCCAUAGUGCAGUCGGCAUCAACUGCAGUAAAUGAAGAUUCAAAUUCCAAAGAAGAUGAAGAUAUCCACAGGUGGCAUUUUAUCAAGUACUGAUGGAAAUCUCCAAUCAUCCUUCAUUCCCAAGGGCCACAGACAAGUUCAGGCAAUGUGAAGCUUCACUUUUUUUAUAUCUUGAGAUAGGCAGUAUACAAAUAAACACCGGACUUCCAAA